AUGGACUCGAUCAACCAUUCUGACAAGCAGCAAGAUAUUGAUGAUAUGGUAGCCCCAGGGGCUGAUGACAACGGGUCGGGCGUAGUUGUCCUUCUGGAGGUUCUCCGGGCCCUAGCUCCUCUGUUCGCAGAGAAACACGUUGUGAAUGAGGUUCAAUUUCACUGGUAUGCCGCCGAGGAGAUUGGUCUGCAUGGCUCAGACUCCGUUUUCGCACAAUACCAAAAUCAGUCCUGGCCGGUCAAGGCCAUGUUGAACCUCGAUAUGGUGGGCUAUAGGGGCGAUCGUGAUGAGGAACUACCCACCAUUGCGGUACAGGGGGAUCACAUCGACGAGAAUCUGAAGGCCUUCACCAAGAAGCUGAUCGGGACAUACCCAAACGCAACAGCAGGCGACAUGGCCUGCGGUUACCCGUGCUCCGACCACGCCAGCGCCUUCAAGUACGGCUUUCCCUCCGCCAUGAUCGGCGAGUCGGCUUAUAUCAAUAGCCAAGCUGGGCGGCCAAAUGGAUACCCCUGGAUCCACUCAGCAAACGACACCAUCGAUCAUAUCGACUUCGAAUACAUGCUGGAGUUUGCCAAGGUUGCUGCGGGAUUCAUCGUGGAGCUGGCCUACACCAAUUUCUCGACGCUUGGCUGA
Messenger RNA from Cryphonectria parasitica EP155, 636 nucleotides. Its product is annotated as Zn-dependent exopeptidase. The transcript is spliced from 2 exons. Gene Ontology annotation, biological process: proteolysis. Gene Ontology annotation, molecular function: metalloexopeptidase activity. NCBI's taxonomy places the organism in Eukaryota, Fungi, Ascomycota, Sordariomycetes, Diaporthales, Cryphonectriaceae. Bases 1 to 636 code for a protein of 211 amino acids. The record is from RefSeq and is a predicted model, not a curated record.